Molecule: messenger RNA, 3121 nt
Organism: Larimichthys crocea (large yellow croaker)
Lineage: Eukaryota; Metazoa; Chordata; Actinopteri; Sciaenidae
Gene: abhd18
Product: abhydrolase domain containing 18
Exons: 14
Coding region: 163-1557 (464 amino acids)
Source: RefSeq, a predicted model, not a curated record
UCGACCGGAAGUAGCUCUCUCCACACGUCGGUAGUUUGCGCCUUGACGAACGGUCCAGUCAUUCCCCUUCAGAGGACGGCAGCUGUUAGCUAGCUGCUCAAACAAAUCCACAACAAGGAUAACAGACGUCUGUGUACAGUCUGAGAUGCUAGGUGCUAGUCCAUGGGUGUGAGCAGACUGGAUGUAUUUUACAGAAGGCUGCUCCUCACCAAACUCUUCAUUGGAGGAUGGGGAAAGCCUGAAGAUCUCAAAAGAAUCUUUGAGUUCCGUAAGAUCAUUGGAGACAGAGAGAAGUGCAAGUCUCUGGUACCCAAGGACUACCCAGUUUACCUUAACAAGACAGAGGACCACACUGACUGUCAGAUCCACGAUGGGUUCUUUAUCUCUCCUCUGGAGCACUUGGUUCCUGGAAUCCUGCCACCAGAGGCUGUCAAAGCCAGGUUCCAGUUUAUAGUUCCAAAGAGGUGGCAGAAGAACAGACCAGUAUGUAUCCACUUGGCUGGGACUGGAGACCACUUUUUCUGGCGCCGGCGGACCCUGAUGGCCAGACCCAUGAUCAAAGAAGCAGGAAUGGCUUCACUGCUUCUGGAGAACCCUUAUUAUGGCUAUCGUAAACCCAAAGACCAACUGCGGUCCUGUCUAAAGAAUGUGUCAGACCUGUUUGUGAUGGGAGGGGCUUUGAUCCUCGAGUCAACAGUGCUUCUCCAUUGGCUGGAGAGAGAAGGUUACUGGCCACUAGGAAUGACUGGCAUCUCCAUGGGAGGAUAUAUGGCGUCUCUGGCAGUGACUAAUUGGCCGAAGCCGAUACCUCUGGUUCCUUGUUUGUCCUGGUCCACUGCCUCUAGUGUCUUCACCACGGGAGUACUGAGUAAAGCAGUAAACUGGACAGAGCUAGAGAAGCAGUAUGCCAUUAACUUAGUGUAUGAGGAGGAGAUCAUCAAGCUGCUGGAAUACUGUGGGGCUGAUUCCUUUAAGAUGGGUCCAGGACAUGUGGAGAAUGUGGACUGUUUAGAGCAUCUGUUGGGCCUCUCUAGACAGGACAGGGCAUCAGUUGUCCAGAACUCUAAAGCAGGAGGGGAAGCGGAGGCUAGACAAGGCCUGAUGAUCGGUGGUCCUGAAGGGUGCAGGGCUGGAGACAGAGUACAUCAGUAUUUAUCAUCAGUGAACACCAGUGGAACAAACGUGGACACUCUACCAGGAAGCCCUCAUUCCAACAACAUCCUGCAUGGGAAGAAGAUGGAUACGGCCAAAUGCUGUCGGCCAUCAUUACAUAGAGAGUCUAUAAGCUUCAUGAAGGGAGUGAUGGACGAAUGUACACACAUGGCCAACUUCUCUGUGCCUGUGGACACCAGUCUCAUCAUUGUGGUCCAGGCCAAAGAGGACGCCUACAUCCCUCGUACAGGGGUCCUCAGUCUGCAGGAGAUCUGGCCAGGAUGUGAAGUCAGAUAUCUGAAUGGAGGACACAUCAGUGCAUAUUUGUUUAAACAGAAUGUCUUCAGACAGGCCAUAUAUGAUACAUUCAACAAGUUCUGCUUGAAGUAUCCCAACCUGCAUUAACUGUGGCAGACUGAAGCCCUUUCCUCCCUGUAAGAGCAUCAGGACCUGUUGUUGGACAUUGGAAGUCCUCAAAAGACCUCAGCUUCAGCAUACAGUUUGACAGUUAGGAUCUCUUAUACAGCCAUGUGUCUGAGCUUUACAAGCUAUCUUUAUGUAAAGGUCAGCUAUGCACAGUCACUGUCUAAUUCUUUGCUUCCGUGCUUCUACAAAGGGAUCCAUAGAGCACCCAAACAAAUCUAAGUGAGUCAAAUUUUAAAAGCAGCAGAAAUGUAGUGGGAUGUCUUUUCUAAUUUAAAAGGAACACUCAGGUUUCUAGUUUCACUUUGGUAAAUUGAUAUGAAUAGACAAGUGUGUUCUCCUGUUGUGACUGGUUCACGCCACUAGGGUGGACCUGUCCAUCCUCAUGCAGCUGUGUCAUGUUAGCAUACAGACAUAUGACAGACAUAUGUCUGUAUAGCAUAAAGGAUAACAUGAGCAUGUCAAUAAAAGAAAAUUAAAGCAUGAGAAGGUUUGUACUUCGGAAAUGUUUCUUCACAGCAGACUUGCUCUUGCUCUGGACUGACUACUACUGCUUUUCUGCUGUGGCCGCUUUUACUGAUCAUCCAAAAUGUUAAAUUUGCUUGUGACAGAGCUUCUCUUUUCUUCUUUGUCUAUGUCCAUGACAACAUGCUAUACACUUGUACACUAUCUGGCUUAGGUUCCGACUGGUGAUUUUUCUUAAUGAUUAAAUAUAAUCAGCCGUAAUCAACAGUUUUGAAAGUAAGUCACAAAUUAUGUCCAUAUGAUGAUCAUGAGUUUUAAACAAUGCAUAUAAUCAUCAGGUAAAUGUAUUGCCAGAUUUCAACACGAAUGUCAAGCAUAUUCACCAGCUUGAUUUUUAUAUAUCUAUACAUUUAUAGAAUUUGAAGCAUUAAAGGUGCAGUGUGUACGAUUUGGGGACUUGGAAUGGAAAUAAUAUUCAUAACUAUGUUUUCAUGCAUGUAUAAUCACCUUAAAAUAGGAAUGUUUUUGUUACCUUAAAAUGAGACUUUUAUAUCUACAGCGAGAGCGGGUCCUCUUUCAUGGAGGCCACCAUAUUGAAACACCAUGUUUCUACUGUAACCCAGAACAUAAAAACUAAAUAGUGACUCUAAACAGGGCCCUCAAAGGGUUGUUUCUCCUUUACACUAGGAGGGUGAGGGUGAUACUGCAAUGCAGCGAUUAUACCACUAGAUGUAACUAAAUUCUACACAUUGGACCUUUAAUAUGUUAUUGGUAGGACCUAAAAAAGUGUGUUAUAAUUUUAUAAUGAGGUGCUCGUGUUUGUGUGUUUUCAAUUAUAUUAAUAAAGUGGUGCUACAUAUCUAAAACACACUGCCGUCUAAAAUGUCACUCAAUUCAAGUCAAUCUGUAAAAUGACAGAAAGAAUUAAAAGAUUACUCUUCAGGAUUCAGUAUUUUUCAACAUCAACAAUUUCCAUGUGCCAUUCAUGUAUUGCUCCAACUAGUAUUGUCUGUAUAUCAAAAUCCUGAUCUGUGCCAUAGAGCUUCAUUGUUCCAAUAACUAUUAAAAACGAACUACUGUA